Cladophialophora psammophila CBS 110553 is the source of this 2205-nucleotide messenger RNA. RefSeq names its product aconitate hydratase, mitochondrial. Bases 1 to 2205 code for a protein of 734 amino acids. Lineage: Eukaryota; Fungi; Ascomycota; Eurotiomycetes; Chaetothyriales; Herpotrichiellaceae. Gene Ontology annotation, biological process: tricarboxylic acid cycle. Gene Ontology annotation, cellular component: mitochondrion; cytosol. The transcript has 8 exons. Gene Ontology annotation, molecular function: aconitate hydratase activity; 4 iron, 4 sulfur cluster binding. The record is from RefSeq and is a predicted model, not a curated record.
AUGUCGGAAAAUCUAGCAAUUGUCCGCAGCAGACUCAACCGCCCUCUCACCUAUGCUGAGAAAGUUCUCUAUUCACACUUGGAUGACCCGCACGGGCAAGAUAUCGAGCGUGGAGUUUCCUACCUCAAACUCAGACCUGAUCGAGUCGCUUGUCAAGAUGCUACCGCGCAGAUGGCCAUCCUGCAAUUCAUGUCCGCUGGCAUGCCCUCAGUCGCUACACCGACCACUGUCCAUUGCGAUCAUCUGAUUGAGGCCCAGGUUGGUGGGGACAAGGAUUUGGAAAGAGCCAAGGACAUCAACAAAGAGGUCUACGAUUUCUUGUCCACGGCUUGUGCGAAAUACAACAUCGGCUUCUGGCGUCCUGGCUCGGGCAUAAUACACCAAAUAAUUUUGGAAAAUUAUGCAUUUCCUGGUGGUUUGAUGAUCGGAACCGACUCCCAUACCCCCAAUGCUGGUGGUCUUGGUAUGGCUGCGAUUGGCGUGGGUGGUGCCGAUGCUGUCGACGUGAUGGCCAACCUGCCUUGGGAAUUGAAGGCACCCAAGAUGAUUGGUGUCAAGUUGACAGGUGAAAUGUCUGGAUGGACUUCUCCGAAGGAUAUCAUCUUAAAGGUCGCGGGCAUCUUGACAGUCAAAGGUGGCACGGGGGCAAUUGUUGAAUAUCAUGGUCCGGGCACCAAUAACCUCUCCUGCACCGGCAUGGGUACUAUAUGCAACAUGGGUGCCGAGAUCGGAGCAACUACGUCCAUAUUCCCUUUCAACGACCGCAUGUAUGAUUACUUGGUUGCCACCAAGCGCAAGCACAUUGGCGACUUCGCGCGUGCAUAUGCUGCUGAGCUUCACGAAGAUCAGGGUGCCGAGUACGAUCAGCUCAUUGAGAUCAAUCUUUCCGAACUUGAACCUCACAUCAACGGCCCCUUCACGCCAGAUUUGGCCACUCCCAUCUCCAAGUUCGCACAAGCAGUCAAGGAUAACAAGUGGCCUGAGGAGUUGAAGGUUGGACUGAUCGGCUCCUGCACAAACUCCUCGUAUGAGGACAUGAGCCGGGCUGCAUCAAUCGCUCAGGAUGCUAUGGACCACGGCAUCAAAGCUAAAUCUCUGUUCACUGUCACGCCUGGUUCCGAACAAAUUCGUGCCACCAUCGAGAGAGAUGGUCAAUUGAAGACUCUUGAGGACUUUGGGGGCAUCAUCCUCGCAAACGCCUGCGGUCCUUGCAUUGGUCAGUGGGAUCGACGAGAUGUCAAGAAGGGCGAGCCCAACUCGAUCAUCUCUUCGUACAACCGAAACUUCACCGGCCGGAACGACGCAAACCCUGCUACCCACUCAUUCGUCACGUCCCCAGACUUGGUGGUGGCCAUGACCAUUGCAGGAAAUCUCAACUUCAACCCUCUCACGGACACACUGAAGGACAAGGAUGGCAACGACUUCAAGCUCAAGCCACCUACUGGUGAGGGUCUGCCCCGCAACGGAUACGACCCGGGCCGUGACACGUAUCAAGCCCCGCCUGAGGAGCGUGCGCAAAUGGAUGUGAAGGUGUCUCCUACUUCCGACCGUCUCCAGAUCCUGGAACCUUUUGAGCCGUGGAAUGGUAAGGAUUUCCUCGACCUUCCUAUCCUGAUCAAGACCAAGGGCAAGACAACGACCGAUCACAUCUCCAUGGCCGGUCCCUGGUUGAAGUAUCGCGGUCACCUUGACAACAUCUCCAACAAUAUGCUGAUUGGCGCCAUCAAUGCUGCCAACGGUGAGGCCAAUAAGGUCAAGAACUUCAAGACAGGCGAAUGGGAUGCGGUUCCUGCCACUGCUCGACAAUACAAGAAGGAACGCAUUCCGUGGGUAGUGAUCGGCGACUGGAAUUACGGCGAAGGCUCCUCUCGUGAGCAUGCUGCCCUUGAACCCAGACAUCUUGGAGGUAUUGCCAUCAUCACCCGAAGCUUUGCUCGUAUCCACGAGACCAACUUGAAGAAGCAGGGCAUGCUGCCCCUGACCUUCGCUAACCCCGAAGAUUACGACAAGAUCAACCCUGACGACAAAAUCGACUUGUUGAUCACUGACUUGGCACCCGGCAAGCCGGUGACUAUGAGAGUGCACCCCAAGGAUGGCAAGGCCUGGGACUGCGAGUUGCAACACACAUUCAACGCUGGUCAAAUCGAAUGGUUCAAGAAUGGUAGUGCCUUGAACACCAUGGCUAAAAUGCACGGCAGCCGUUAG